AUGAGUGAAGAUUACUACUCGAUCCUUGGCAUUGCCCCUGACUCGUCCACCGAUAUAAUCAAGAAGGCCUAUCGGGAAAAGGCCAGAAAGUACCAUCCCGAUAAGAAUCCAGACAACCCCGAUGCGAAUAAUCUUUUCUUGAACAUCAAGAAAGCUUAUGACAUUCUCUCGAACCCGACAGAACGCAGAAACUAUGACGCGACUCGACCUCGCUCUUCAUUUCCCAAUCGUGGUCGCCCUCAGCAGAGAGGCGAUCGAGUAUACACGCACAAUCAGCAGCAAGCGAACCGUCAAAAUCCGUACACACGGCCGGCGCAAGGCGUCUUCCGACCGUCAAAUCGACAGCGCGAACCGCCUCAGUAUCGACGCAACCCGGAUGGAACGUAUCAGGCGACUUUCAACAGCGAGCAGCAUCAUAACGAGUCGCCCAUUUAUAGAGAAUUUAUGGAACGGAUGAAGCGAAAUAAAGAAGCUGAAGAACGAAUGCGUCAUCGAACCUUUUUCGCCGCUUACGACGAGGCAGAGCGCGAAAAAGCAAACGAUCUCUUCCGCCGUGGCCAAGGCAUUCGCGCGAUUCUAGUGCUCACUUGGGAAACGUACCAUCGCGUCAAUACUGAUAGGUUGAAAUACGAACUCAAAGCGGCGAACCUAUUCCAGUCUGGUGGUGGUGGAAAAAUUGUCGCCACUGUGGACUUUUUAAAAGUGGCUCAAGCUUUGGAUGCCAUUCAGACCCUCCAACGCAACUAUCCCUCUGUCAGCUUCAGGUGGAAAAGAGGCAAGCCAGAGACUUUGAACAUUUCGGACGACGAAGAGAAUGAUUCAGAUGUAAUUGAGCUCUCCUCCGACGACGAAGAGAUACAGGAAGUUCCUCUUUCGUCUAAUCGCAAACGCCGUCGUCCCGCAUCGCCAGUUGAAAUUGCAUCCAGUGAAAUUGAGAGCACAGAGGAGGAGGAUGAAGAAGAGCAAGAUGAAUGGGACGUCCCACCCCCGCCAGGAGUAAGGCGAGCUUCGCCAUACAGAAUGGACGAUCAUCUCUCGGGCGCUGAAAUAAUCGACUCCAGCGAGCAAGAGGAGGAAGAAGCGGUAGAUGGAGACUCAGACUUCGAGGUCCUCGAGGACUACAACGUCGAGGAAAACGCCGUGCCCAACAAUCAGCAGAAUAUGAAUCAAAAUGGUCAGAGCGCGACAUACGUGAUUCCCGAUACUGACGAUGAAAAUGCUGAAUAUAACACUUCCGACGAAGAACGACUAAACUCGCCCCGGGCAGCAUACACACAUUUUGACGGCGGAGAAAAUGAUGAAGAGGACGAUGCUGACGACGAGGAUGAUUUCAAACCGAUGCGAUUCUUCAUUCCACCGCGCCACCAAAAGCCCUGUCCACAUGCCGAAAUCAUCGACCUCGACGACUGA
Messenger RNA from Oikopleura dioica, 1410 nucleotides. The record is from the annotation of a GenBank genome assembly. NCBI's taxonomy places the organism in Eukaryota, Metazoa, Chordata, Appendicularia, Copelata, Oikopleuridae.